AUGUCCAGAAAACAGGUGAAUCCUCGACAGAUGCACAAACUACUCGUCGCCAACAGAGGAGAAAUAGCAGCCCGCAUACUCUCUUCAGCUCGAGAGCUGGGGUUGGACACAUAUGCCGUUUACACAGAGAAUGAUCACAGUCACACAUAUAAUGCAGCCCACGCUGUACGCCUUACUUCACCAGCAGCAUAUAUGGAUGUGAACGAAAUUAUCAAAAUCGUCAAAGAACAUCAUAUUGACGCUGUCCAUCCCGGAUAUGGCUUCCUUUCGGAGUCUCCUGUUCUCGCCGCUCAAAUGGCUGAGAUUGAUGUCCUAGUGGUUGGACCUGGGGCUGAGAACCUCGAACGAACUGGAGAUAAACUUCAAGCGAGACGAUUGGCCGAGGAGUGUGGUGUUCCCGUCCUUCCUGCUUUCACAAUGCCGACUGGGAGUGUGCAGGAAGUGCAGCAGUUUGCUGAGAAAAAUGGACUACCGAUCAUGGUCAAGGCAGUGGAUGGAGGAGGCGGCCGCGGAAUCAGAUUGAUCCGCAAGAUGGAGGAUCUCCAAAGUUUGGUCAAGAGAGCUAUCGAGGAGAGUCCAAGUCGUCAAGUCUUCGCGGAGAAAGCUGCUGUUGAUGGAUUUCGGCAUGUGGAAGUGCAGAUUAUUGGCGAUGGACAAGGCCGCGUCAUGCACUUGUGGGAACGAGAGUGCAGUAUUCAGAGGCGUUACCAGAAAGUGGUCGAGUUGGCACCUAGCAUGGCAAAAGACAGGAGUAUCGUGGCCCCUGUCAUCGAGGCCGCCGUCAGAAWCGCAACCAAGGUCAACUACUCAUCUCUAGGGACAUUCGAGUUCCUUCUCAAUCCGCACACCAAGGAGUUUUUCUUCCUAGAGAUCAACCCACGGCUACAAGUCGAGCACACGAUUACCGAGUCAAUAUGCGCCGUAGACAUCGUCAAAUGUCAACUGCGUCUUGCGCAAGGUGCUUCCUUUGAAGAAACUGGACUGUCAGAACUAUCUCAAGAUCCCUUGACACCACCUCAACAACAUUCGAUCCAGCUGAGGGUCACAGCCGAAGAUCCAGAAAAGAACUACUCCCUCUGCAUCGGCAAGAUUCAGUCCUUCAAUUUCCCUUCCGGCGUUGGCACCCGUGUAGAUACAGCCCUAGUACCUGGGUCUCCUGCAGUUGUGACCUCCGAYUUCGACAGCGUGAUUGCGAAAAUCAUAAUCACUGCCCGGACCUGGCCUGAUGCCGUUUGUAAAGCCGCGCGAGCGCUUGAAGAUACGACCGUGACUGGAAUUCAAACAAACCUCGCACUACUACGAGCCAUCGUUUCACACCCAGACUUCGCGGCUGGAGAGUGUGAUACCCAAUGGCUAGAAGCGUCGCAUGAAGAUUUACUCGCUCGUAGCCGGAAACUGCAAGACCGGAAAGAUCCCUUUCAUGGUCUUGCGAAGCAGACAUCGAGUAGCUCCUCGCCAUCGACUGCAAUGGGUGGAGGCAACACUCAAUUCCGCAAAGACGAUGCCUGGACGAUCAAUCUUCGACAGCAAGGCACCAAACAAGAUUCCGAGCAACAGCCUCAUCACUUACAGCUCACCAAAGUCUUGCGCAACGACUUUCCCGAAACACUCGCAGCCGACAUACUGUACACCACCCCUGGUUCCAAGCCGCAAUCCUACACCAUGGAGAUCAAGACGACCUCAGCAUCUGGAGCUGCCAUGGGCUCACAACAUAGACAAGCAUCAAAGUCAGAUCCCAAUCAUGUUGCGAUUCCAAUAUCUGGGAAAUUGGUGGAAGUACUUGUCGAUCCUGGUGAUGUGAUACAAAAGGAUGCCCCUAUAUGUGUUAUCAAGCAGAUGAAAAUGGAGGUCGAAGUGCGCUCGCAWAAACAGGGACGAGUAACUUUCGUUACAGAAGCAGAAGAUGACGAAGACGUCGCUGAAGGUAUGCUCGCCGCGAUUGUGGAAGAUGAAAGAAGCCAGUCAAAGCUAUGA
Ramularia collo-cygni is the source of this 1974-nucleotide messenger RNA. Its product is annotated as related to pyruvate carboxylase. The transcript has 4 exons. The coding region runs from base 1 to 1974 and encodes 657 amino acids. The record is from RefSeq and is a predicted model, not a curated record. Lineage: Eukaryota; Fungi; Ascomycota; Dothideomycetes; Mycosphaerellales; Mycosphaerellaceae. Gene Ontology annotation, molecular function: metal ion binding; ATP binding.